Molecule: messenger RNA, 1170 nt
Organism: Apodemus sylvaticus (European woodmouse)
Lineage: Eukaryota; Metazoa; Chordata; Mammalia; Rodentia; Muridae
Gene: Tmem35b
Product: transmembrane protein 35B
Exons: 3
Coding region: 13-501 (162 amino acids)
Source: RefSeq, a predicted model, not a curated record
GGUAGGGAGGAAAUGUUGUCUAGGAAGCCGCGCGCUGCUAUGCUACUCUGGCUAAGCGUGUUGCGAGUUCUGCUCGGCGUCUUCUUCGCGCUCACCGGGGCUGCCAAGCUCUUUCAGGUCUCAGCCCCCGUGUCACAACAGAUGAAAGCCUUGUUCGAGCAGUUUGCUGAGGUGUUUCCAUUGGUGGUGUUCGGCUACCAGCCAGAUCCUAUAAGCUACCAAACAGCUGUGGGCUGGCUGGAACUGCUGGCUGGGUUGUUGCUGGUCGUGGGUCCACCUGUGCUACAAGAGAUCAGUAACGUGCUCUUGAUCCUACUCAUGAUGGGGGCUGUCUUCACCUUGGUGGUUCUGAAAGAGUCAUUGACUACUUACAUCCCAGCUGUUGUCUGUUUGGGGCUCCUGCUGGUGCUGGAUUCCUGCCAGUUCUUAACUCGAACUAAGGGAGCAGUCAAACACCCUAGCAAGAAGAUUCCUGGUGCACGUGGGAACCGUAGGAGUUGAGUCUUCAUGCCAUGCAGUUACCACGACAGGAGCAGUCACGCACCCUGUCUACUACUCUGUUAGGUCCACAGUCGUUCAGAGUAAAAGAGAUAUCUUGUCUCGGCCCCAGUCUCCCCUAAUAACUCUGCUGCUCUGUUCUGAUGGCAGCAUUAACGUUCUUGUCAUGUGGAAACAGGAAGUAAGCAGGAAAGAAGCUAAAACCACUCCAAAUUCUCAUUCCACAAAUGAUCAUCUCAAUGUUCUGGUGUGACUGUGCCUCUCCACUUUUUCUAAGAUUAUAUACAAAUACAUAUUUUUUUCAUAAAAUGACACAUAGCCUAUUGUAUAGCAACAGUAUAGCCUAUUGCCCACUGUUAAGCUCCAGAGUUCUUUGACAUUACUCGUGUUUUUACUUCAUCAAUGCCCAUGGCUUAUACUCUGUUCAUCCAGCUGAGGAUGAAGAGGUGGCUGAAGUGUAGGAGCACUUGCUGCUUUUGCAAAGGACUGGGGUUCAGUUCCCAGCAUCGUCCUGGCGGCUCACAGCUCUCUACGUCUGGUUUCACAGGAUCCGACACCCUCUUCUGGCCUGUUGGAGCACCAGACAUGCACAUGGCACACAGACACACACACACACACAGACACACACGAAAGCAAAACACUUAUGCACAUAAAAUAAAAGUUUUUAAAGUA